Messenger RNA from Paramecium tetraurelia, 726 nucleotides. RefSeq lists its product as uncharacterized. The transcript has 4 exons. The record is from RefSeq and is a predicted model, not a curated record. Lineage: Eukaryota; Ciliophora; Oligohymenophorea; Peniculida; Parameciidae.
AUGCCAAUAAAGGCUCUAAUAUUUAGAAUUAUUCUAAUUCCAGCCAUAGUGCUAGCCUAAUCCAAUAUGGAAUUGAGUGAGAUUGAAACCAAUCCCAUACCUACCAUGGUUAAUUUUGAUAGCAAUCAAAGAAAUACUGAUUAAGUAUUAUCACAGUAAGGAUAUUUUGAUUUUGAUGGCCAUUUCAUUUCUUCCAACACAGACAUAACCUAAAACAAUGAAAUAAAUAACUCUAAUGAAGAUCCAAAUAAUUUUAUUUUAGACCAUUUGAGUAAUAACACUCCAAAUUCAGAAUUAGGUUAAUUCUCAAAUGAUGAAAAUUCACUACAAGGUGCGAAUGAUAUACCUUCACUAGACAUGAUAGAUACUUAGAGUACUUAAUCUAUUACUUAAUAAGAUAUUAACUAAAACUCAGAAACCGAAAAUACUGUUUAAAAUUCUGACUGCAUAGUAAUCUACUCAUAAUGUCAUUUCAAAGGAGAAUCACUACACCUUUGUGAAUCUCAAAGAAACAUUGAUAAUUUUGACCAUGACAUCAAAUCCAUUCAAAUUCCCAAAGGAUAUUCAGUCAGACUUUAUAAUUAAGAAGAUUUUUCUGGUGAAAAGAUCAUUUUGAAGGAAAGCCAAGAAUGUAUAAAUUAACCGUUAGCACUUACAUAGUUGUAUGAGAAAAAAUCUCACAAAUUUUUGGUGUUGGCUUAGAACUUUAAUUUAAGAGCAAGCUGA